CAGAUGAGUUCUUGUGAGUGAGAAAAUAUACAUAUGAUUCGCUAGGAAAGGCUGAAUAUGAACUGCUCUCUUAAGUUUGACAUAGUUCACAUGUGGGCCGGGCGGAGAAAUAGAGAAGGGUGGGUGUCUGUUGUCGCAGACGGCCAACCACCACACUGAAAAGGAAGCACGAAUCCGAGGCAUCCGCUAUGGGAAAGUAUGGCACAUGUGAGAAGGAGCAGGUUAGGGAGUUUUUGUUAUCAAAGAGAAGGGGGAGGUUUCUCCAUCGACAAGUGGCCAGUAGUUGGACGAAGUUCUUGGCAUGAAAGGCCAUUCAGGCUUUGAUAAGAAACGGGUGGUGACAGGCAGCGGCUACGGCUUGGACGGGUGCACGUCCACAAAAAUCAUACAGCACAGGACGCGUUACAGCGGCGAGACGCCGCAGGGUUGUCUUACGACGUGGUUAAGGGUGCGGCCUCUGCUUACACAUUCUCGCUCUGGCGUACCAGUCGGUCGAACCCAAAAUAGCAACAUGAACACGCUGUGCUGGUUUUCUUGGUACGCAGGAACGACGAUCAAAGUCUGCUCGGGUGUUUCCGCUCCAUGGAACCCGCUCUUGCAGUGUGGGGAUAGCGCCGGAUGCGACGCAUGGGGUCAGCUUUUCGAGAGCUUGUCCUACCCAUGGAAGAGUCUCAACCAACGUAAAACCAGGGCUUCGACUUGUCCUGCCGGAGCGGUGACGUGCGAGUUUUCUUCGGAGGGACAUUGGAAUGGGCAUGUGUCUUACAAUAGCGAAGAGGGUAGAGCAAUGACUCCAUGAGCGCCGGGCGAAGACACGCUGCGUUUGUGGACCAAACCAAGCCCGGAGACAAGCGCCGCAGGAUUGUUGCGUGGCCGUUCGUCUGGCUCCCGCAACUCUCCAAUCUCACAUAAUUGGAGAGACCCUUCCUUAAAACCCAUUGUAGUCAGCACGAGCUACCUUCUGGGCGUACUGGGAGACAUUCCUGUCCAAGGCCAUCUCAACCCGGUAUGGAGAGCCCAACAAGCCUGCUGCUCCAGCUGGAGCUGCUGGACCGGAUCGACGCGGCCGAAGCCGCCGGCCCUGCCUCGAUGAGUCGCAUGUAAAGAGCAGAAACACGAGCCUUCCGACCAGAUCGGGCUGUGAAUUGUUAGGCCUGCGAACCGGCUGCUGCACCAAUGAGAGGACCGGAACCGUGAAAUAGUCGCGAGCCGUACCUAGGAGGGCGACAGUCG
This is a messenger RNA of Verruconis gallopava, 1233 nucleotides long. RefSeq lists its product as uncharacterized. NCBI's taxonomy places the organism in Eukaryota, Fungi, Ascomycota, Dothideomycetes, Venturiales, Sympoventuriaceae. The record is from RefSeq and is a predicted model, not a curated record. The coding region runs from base 302 to 799 and encodes 165 amino acids. The transcript has 2 exons.